AUGUUCCCCGUCCUUCGCAAAGCGGUGCCUGCCGCUUGGCGAAGAACUGUUUCCAACCUGCCGCAUACCAGCCAGUCGUAUGCGGAGUCGCUGAUUGCCAGCUUGCAGAACCCGACUCUCACCAGAGACCUCAAACGCAAGACGCUGCUGGUGCUUCUGCGAAACCUCAGGAACGGCCAGUCUGUGCUGUCUCAGCCGCUUAUUAACUCGCUUUUUAGCCUGUGGCUGCCCUUUUUUGGCGAUAAAGACGUGCAGAGCUGUCUGCUGGACGGCGGCCAGUCGAAAGAGCUCACCAGCAUGCUCAUUCAGUCGUAUACACUGAAGGGAGAAUACGAUCUUGCUUUGAAUAAUAUAGAAAAAAGCACGCUUGUGGUGGACAGGUUCCCGUGCGAGUUGCUUGCCUACCAUUUGAUAGUCAACAAGCAGUUUGAGAUGGCUUAUCGAUUGAUAGACCUGCUCUACACCAAACGGUACCCGCAAAUACUUAACCAGCAGAUCUUGGAGCUGCUGGUGAAAAGCUCGCUGGACGAAGGCCGGGUUGAUCUGGUGUCGAGGUUUGUGGUUGGGUUCGUUUUUCUGUUCGACCGUCCGCUCAUGAACCUUUCUGAUGAGCUUGCAGGGCGUCUUGCGCGGCUGAGCAUCGAGAGACUUGAUUUUGCUACGUUUGCGAAAACCGUCGACUACCAGGCCAAAAGACUCAUGUUGACCGACGAAAAUGGCGCCACACAGUUCAGACACCAGAUGGGGCUGCUCAGGUUCAAAGGAUACGUCGCCAAGCUUGGCGGAGAGCGUGUCAUCGAGAGUGGUAUUUUUUUCAACUUGGGAUUUUUGGAAAGCGAGUGUCGCGCUACAGACUUCCCGACAUUGACACACGAUUUAGCCCACGCCAUUGGCAGUCGCCUGAAUCUGCAUCAGGCAAUUGUUCUCAUUGAGCAAAUGCACGGAUACCAUCUGAAAGAGUACCGCGACCGAUACUCGCCAGCACUGCAUCCCGACCACCAGCUGUACCGUAUGAUGAGGCAGAAAAGUGACCCCGAGAUUGAGUUUGAAGAGCUCAAGGGCGACUACGCUCAGCACACGUCGAGUGUGGGAAAGCCUAACCGCAAGACGCACAAGUACAGGAUGCGCAAGGCGAUAUCGUCCAAGCCGUUCAGCGUGCUACCGUUAAAUAUUAUGCUGAAAACCAUUAGCGAGUCGAGCAACGACUUCCGGCUCGCAGUGCAGCUGGUGAAUUCCAUGGUUCGCAAAAGACGAUGCGAGCUCAACGAAGAGUCUCUCUACUACAUGUUGAAAAUUUCCACCGCUAGCGAGAUGGUCAACGUAGACCUGCUCACGUCGCUCCUCAACAGCUUCGACAUACAGCCCAGUGCCAAAACGUACCAUCUGAUGUUCGACAUUCUCAUAAAAACGGGGCGCGUGGACCUGCUCCGACGCUAUUUCGACGAAUACAAAACACACAAACACUACGUCUCCCGCGAGAUGCACCGCAAAAUAUCAGCACUGAUAAACAUAUAG
This is a messenger RNA of Ogataea angusta, 1515 nucleotides long. RefSeq lists its product as uncharacterized. Gene Ontology annotation, molecular function: protein binding. Bases 1 to 1515 code for a protein of 504 amino acids. Lineage: Eukaryota; Fungi; Ascomycota; Pichiomycetes; Pichiales; Pichiaceae. The transcript has a single exon. The record is from RefSeq and is a predicted model, not a curated record.